AUGUCCUCCAUCAAAGUUGCUAUUAUUCAACUACAUCCCCAACCUCACCAAACAGAGUCUAACCAGGCACGCGGAAUCGCCUACAUUCGAGAUGCAGCUCGUCAGGGUGCGAAUCUUGCCGUACUCCCCGAGUACCAUCUGGGGGACUUCUUCCCCGAAAACCCCGAUUUCCGCGAUCAAUGCGCGAAUUGGAAGCAAUAUCUAGAUGUAUAUCGUGACCUUGCUAAGGAGUGCAACAUCUGCAUUGUGCCAGGCUCCGCAGCAGAGCUGUAUCGCGACGAGAAGACUGGAGAAGAGACCAUCUUCAACGUGGCCUACUUUAUUGACAACACCGGUUCCUUGAAGAGCCGGUAUGAAAAGAAGAACCUGUGGCACCCAGAGCGACCUCAUGUGAACGGCUCACAGCAUGAUCCGCAUGUUGCUUUCGAUACACCACUAGGGAAAGUCGGGAUGCUGAUUUGCUGGGAUGUCGCAUUCCCAGAAGCAUUCCGCGAGUUGACAAGCCAAGGCGCGAAGCUCAUUAUUGUGCCGUCCUUCUGGAAGCUCACUGAUUGCGCGCCUCAGGGAAUCGCGCACAACCCGUAUGCAGAGAAAGUCUUUCUCGACGCGGCACUUAUCAGUCGGGCAUGCGAAAAUACCUGCGCCGUCGUCUUUUGUAAUGCAGGAGGCCCAGCAGAGGAAGACUUUGCGGGUUUGUCGCAGGUCACAGUCCCUUUCUUGGGUUGUAUUGGGAGGACCGACACUUGUGAAGAGGAGGUGAAGAUCAUCGAUUUAGACUUGGCAAUUUUGGAUGAUGCCGAGUCUGUGUACAAAGUCCGUCAAGAUAUGGCCCGACCUGAUUGGCACUAUUCGUAUAGAAAGAAUAUGCAGGAUAGCUCUUAA
Messenger RNA from Penicillium nucicola, 882 nucleotides. RefSeq names its product carbon-nitrogen hydrolase family protein. The transcript has 2 exons. The record is from RefSeq and is a predicted model, not a curated record. The coding region runs from base 1 to 882 and encodes 293 amino acids. Lineage: Eukaryota; Fungi; Ascomycota; Eurotiomycetes; Eurotiales; Aspergillaceae. Gene Ontology annotation, molecular function: hydrolase activity, acting on carbon-nitrogen (but not peptide) bonds, in linear amides.